Molecule: messenger RNA, 1003 nt
Organism: Macroventuria anomochaeta
Lineage: Eukaryota; Fungi; Ascomycota; Dothideomycetes; Pleosporales; Didymellaceae
Product: RTA1-domain-containing protein
Exons: 3
Coding region: 59-1003 (314 amino acids)
Cellular component (GO): membrane
Source: RefSeq, a predicted model, not a curated record
UCGCUAUAUCCCCAAAAAUACAUUCGCACAUUGGGUCUGAUCGUUGAACCUGGCCGACAUGGCAGACCAAUAUCGGUCCUCUCUCGACGACCCUAACGUCUGGGUCCCUUAUCGUUACCACCCUUCACAAAUCGCAGCGAUAACCUUUGUUGUCGCCUUUUCUCUCACGACUAUUUUGCACAUCUUUCAAGUAUGCAAGAAGCGGACAUGGUACUUCAUACCUCUUGUCAUUGGUGGCAUAUUCGAAGUGUUGGGAUACAUCGGGCGCAUUUUGUCAACCAAUGACCUAUGGGCCUUGGGACCAUUCAUCAUGCAGUCGCUGCUUUUAUUGAUCGCUCCCGCACUGUUCGCUGCAUCCAUAUACAUCGUGCUCGGUCGGAUCAUUCUCUUGGUCGACGGCGAACAGCAUUCUCUGAUACGACAGAGGUGGCUCACGAAAAUAUUUGUGACCGGCGAUGUGAUCAGCUUCCUCGUUCAAGCCGGAGGAGGCGGCAUUCAAGCGGCAGGGUCUCUUACAUUGCUCCAUGCUGGCGAGAAGGUCAUUGUCGUUGGUCUGUUCCUCCAGCUUACCUUCUUCGGCUUCUUCAUCAUAGUGGCAGGACUCUUCCACUAUCGUUUUGUCAAAUCCAACGCCCAUUUGGCCUCUAGAUACUUCCAGGGGUCCACUACUCAACACUCUACGAAGCCCGCACAACAUUCUACCAUCAGCGCCCACCAGUUGCCUUGGAAGCGCCACAUGCAUGUGCUGUACAUCGCGUCUGGCUUGAUCAUGAUCAGGAGCGUUUUUCGCCUCGUGGAGUAUUUGCAAGGAAACAACGGUUAUCUUUUACGGCACGAAGUCUACCUCUACAUAUUCGAUGCUCUAUUGAUGCUGGUGGUGAUGUGCCACUUCAACUGGGUACAUCCGGCGCAAGUCACGGAUUUGUAUCAGAAGCGGGUCUUGGAAAGGGACAUGUAUGCAAUGGAAACGCGCGACAGGUACAUGCAGUACGAAGCGGUCUAG